Stegostoma tigrinum is the source of this 618-nucleotide messenger RNA. RefSeq names its product cardiotrophin-2-like. NCBI's taxonomy places the organism in Eukaryota, Metazoa, Chordata, Chondrichthyes, Orectolobiformes, Stegostomatidae. Bases 1 to 618 code for a protein of 205 amino acids. The record is from RefSeq and is a predicted model, not a curated record. The transcript has 3 exons.
AUGCAGGAUCUGAGAGGGAUUCUGAGCCUUCUCCUGAUCCAGCUGCUGGGUCAUUCCCAGGGGGUGCCCGUUGUUGUGCCCACAUUAAUCAAGCAGACCUGUGACCUGUUGCUCCACCUGCAGGAGAAAACUUCCUCUCUGCUGAGCACCUACCUCACAGUGAUGGGCCUCCCACUCUCUGAGCCAGGUUUCGCCCUCCCGGAUGUAGUCCUCCUUGGGCUGCCCUCACCCUCCAUCGGAUAUCUGGCCUGGCGCAGGCUGACGGAUGGGGAGCGCCUUUCGGAAACCUACCAAGCCUACAGCCUGCAGCUGGAGUACCUGCAGCUGGUGCUGGAUGACCUCCGGGCCUUGGACAUUGGGCAGGGGCCCGGGCAGCUGACAGAGCAGCUCAGCUUUGCCCAGGCCCAACUCCACGGCUUCGUGGCCAACCUGCGCUCCCUGCUGGAGAGCCUGGCUCAGCCCCUGCCCACUGUUGGCAAGACCCUGGACUCUGAGGCCCACAGGCCCUCUGACUUUGAGAGGAAACUCCGAGGUUAUCUCGUCUGCCGGGAGUACGUGCACUGGAUCGACCGUACAGUGAGGGAUUUCACACUCCUCUUGGACAAGUUCCCGGCCUGA